AUGGUCGAUUCUGAGGAGACUCCGUACAACGGACACUACGACAGCACGGAUGUCAACGAUCAUGGCGGUCAGGACGUCGGCUCCAACAACGGCCAGAAUCCACACAAUAACGAAGGUCGCCAUCAGCGCUAUACGCAAGGCAGCCACAGGAACAACAGGGGCAACAAUCGGGGGAAGCAUCGUGGCAACAAGUCGAUCGGUCCGCAACCUGACACUAACGCCUCCGUUCAAAUCAGCCAUUCCUCGGGCAUGAGCCACAAAAGUACCAUACCAGAGACCGCUCCCCUGCAGUUUCCAGGUUCCAAGGGUAAAGAGAAUCUUCCCAAGGUCACUCCUGGACCCAAAGCCGAUAUCGCUCCGUUUACGCCUUCGAUGCACGGUAGAGGCCAAGGCAAGAACAAGGGAGAAGCAACUAUGGAUGCAACCACUCCGACAUCAGGGUCUAGCCCCACCCUUAUGAUGCCAACUCCUCAACUCAUGUUCAAUAUGCAGCCCCUCAACGAAGCUGUGUCUGCCUGCGCCACGCUUUCGACAGUCUCGUUCAUGCCCACCACUCCGAAGCUCAUCCCUGAUGCAAAGAGUAAAUAUACCACUAAGACUACACCCGUUUCCAUGGACGAUGCUGCAGAGCUCAUCAUCGAUGAGAAGACGCUGUCGACACUUUCCGACCUCAAGGGAGCCCACGCCAACGGCCUUCGCAACACACUCACAGAGGCCUACAGCACCCUCCGCAAUAAGCAAAACCACGCCAACACCGUCCGCGACACUAUCGAAGCGCAAAUUAUUGCCACAGAAGAGAAGUUGCGUAUCUGCGAAGUCAAUAUGUUGCAGUUGAACGAUCGUUUCGCGACCAGGCUGGAAAGGGCGCAGGCCACCGCACAUGAAAACGACAAGGCUACCAUGUACCUACAAGCGACCCAUAGUAUCCGCGCUGCACAAGAGCAUUCCGAGGCCAUGAAGCAGUUUGCAAAGGAACUUGGAGAGCUGCAGAACAAGCGGAACAAGGUAGAUGCCGAGAUUCGUCGUCUGAACCAGGAGCUCGUCGAUGUGCUCUACGGAACUAUCAAGCACGCCCUUGAUUACGCCGAGACGAUUACAAGGGACUAG
This is a messenger RNA of Pyrenophora tritici-repentis Pt-1C-BFP, 1107 nucleotides long. RefSeq names its product OmpH domain containing protein. NCBI's taxonomy places the organism in Eukaryota, Fungi, Ascomycota, Dothideomycetes, Pleosporales, Pleosporaceae. The record is from RefSeq and is a predicted model, not a curated record.